AUGGCUCCUGGUAUUAGUGAUUUGCCGAUGCUGCCAGCGACGGCAGAAGAAAUCGCUAAUGUUUCUAUGUAUACGGAAGUUGUAAAUAAAUUGGUUGCAUGCAUUGUGAAUGCGGUCAAUGAUGGCAAGAGCGUCACAGCAGCAAAUAAGCGCCUCAUCACAGUUGCUUCUGAAGAAAUAAGGAGAGCCAAUUUGGUACUUACUAAUAUUACAUCCACGCUGUCUAGUCCCGCUGAGGACCUCAAAAAUGAUAUUAUCACUUGUGUGCGUGAAGAAAUUACUCAUUUUAAGAAAUCAAUUAGCAGCCCUUCUCUAGGGCGAUCGUCUUAUGCUCAAGUUGUUUCUUCAAGCGCUAAUCAAUCACUCACGAUAAACAACCACGGUACACCCCUCCCCGCAACCAAACCAGCGUUAAUCGUCACUCCAAAAACAGAAGUUAAAAAUAAGCAGGAAGUUAUCGACGUUUGGCGCAAAAGUAUCAGCUUCCGUGCCACCAGAUAUGCACCUGCUCGCGUUCAAACAGUGUCACACAAUAAAUUAAGGGUCGAGUUCGAUAACGAACAGCAGCGUGACGAAACUCUAACACGUUUAUUGAACUCAAAGGUAGUUACAGCUGAACCUGCACGAAAACUUAGACCCAUAAUAAUCCUCAAGGGAAUUUCUGUUGACACUCCAAUUGAAGAAUUAGUGGAUAUUAUUAAAAUGCAAAAUACUGAACUAUCUGAUACCAUUACAGAACAGGAUGACUUAAAAUUUUGCUUCAAACGCAGUAACAGAAAUGCAGUUUUUCGGGCUCAACCCACAAUUUGGAGAAAAAUGAUCAGCAUGUGUAAAUUAUCCAUCGAUCAUCAGCGCAUACACGUUGAGGAAUUUUCACCAUUUAUGCAAUGUCAUAAAUGUUACCAGUUUGGACACACAAAGAACAAAUGUACUUCGGAAAACACUGCAUGCGGUCAUUGUGCCGCAACCACACAUAAUUCUGAAAACUGUCCUAAAAGAGACAAUCCGCACUGCGCUCAGUGUAUCAACUGUGUCGCACAUAACACCAAAUUUAGCACAAAACUGAUACCAAACAUAAGGCUACAUCCACUUAUUACCCCAGACUGCGAGCCAUGA
Parnassius apollo (apollo) is the source of this 1116-nucleotide messenger RNA. The record is from the annotation of a GenBank genome assembly. NCBI's taxonomy places the organism in Eukaryota, Metazoa, Arthropoda, Insecta, Lepidoptera, Papilionidae.